This is a messenger RNA of Sorex fumeus (smoky shrew), 2614 nucleotides long. It is a transcript of the gene NLRP13, whose product is annotated as NLR family pyrin domain containing 13. Gene Ontology annotation, biological process: regulation of inflammatory response. Lineage: Eukaryota; Metazoa; Chordata; Mammalia; Eulipotyphla; Soricidae. The transcript is spliced from 7 exons. Gene Ontology annotation, cellular component: cytoplasm. The record is from RefSeq and is a predicted model, not a curated record. The coding region runs from base 1 to 2517 and encodes 838 amino acids.
AUGAGUGGCCCUGUGGUGUCUGAAGACACAGCGGGCACUGCCCGGGACCAGCUGCAGUGUCUUCUGGAAGGUCUGGACCAGUACCAGCUGGAGGAGCUCGUGCUACGCCUGCAGUGCCCAGAGUUGCUACAGCGGCCGCCCCCAGCCCUGCCCUGGGUGGCCCUGAGGGGCAGCAAUACAGCAGAGCUGGUGAGCCUGCUGCUGAAGCACUUCCCGGGGGGCACGUGGCAAGAAGUGCUUGCCCCCAUCUUCCAGCACCUGAGCCUGCCCUUCCCCAGAAAGGCAGCUGGAACAGCCGUGAUUGAGCCCGCACAGGGGCAGGAACCUCAAGACCCACUGAAGGAAGCAUCAGGGCUGCAAGAAUACCAAGACAUAGUGCAAGAGGACCCUGAAAUGCCAGAAGAAGAAAAAGCCCACUGGCGGUGCUACCGAGAGAGGAUGAAGGCAAACAUACUACGCAUGUGGGCCCAUGUACCCUGGCCCGAGGACCAUAUACAUCUCCUCCACGUGACCACACUGGAGCACCAAGAGCUGGAGCGUGUCCUGUGCCCUCAUGGGGCUGACGUGAGGCCCCUCACGGUCGUCCUGGAGGGCAGUGCAGGGGUGGGCAAAACCACAGUGGCGGCCAAGUUGGCACUGCACUGGGCAGAGGGCAUGCUGUUCCAUCACUACUUCUCCUUCGUCUCCUACAUCAGCUGCCACCAGGUGAACGAGAUGGGGGACACCUGCCUGGCCGACCUGCUCUCCCUCCACUGGUCAUCUGAUCCCCGGUUCCUGAUGCAGAAAUUUCUGAGCCACCCCUGGCAGCUGCUAUUUAUUGUUGAUGGGAUUGAGGAGCUGCAGGUGCCCCGCAGAGAGGCUGAGAGCCCACCCGCUGCAGACUGGUUCCAGAGACUGCCAGCCACCCAGGUGCUCCUCAGCUUGCUGAAGAGAAAGGCCCUGCCCACGGCCACCCUCCUGGUCACGAGCAGGGCUCAAAGGCGCCCAGCUCUAUAUCGCCUGCUACGGCAGCCGAGCUUCGUCACCCUCCGCGGCUUCUCCGAGGACGACCAGGAGGAGUAUUUCCUUAGAUUCUUUGGGGACCAGGACAUGGCCAGGGAAACCAUGCAGUGGCUGCGAGCCACGGGAACGUGGCUUCCUGCUUGCUGCGCCCCACUGAUGUGUUGGGUGGUGGGCACCUGCCUCAAGCAGCAGCGUGCAGCAAACCCCAGCUUCCAGUUGAGGGCCCAGAGCCCCACCGCACUGUAUGCCGGCUUCUUCUCCAGCCUGAUCUCCGCAGAGCCAGGCCUGCAGGGUGUGGGGAUACAUGAGCAAUGGGGUGCCCUGUGCCGGCUUGCCGCCAAGGGGAUGUGGCAGUCAACGGGCACAUUCCCGAAGCAGAUGGAGGGCAGCGGGGCCCUGACAGCGCCCUUCAUCCAAGCCCUGCUCAGGCUGAACAUCCUCCAGACAGUGGCCAGCUGUAAGGACUGCGUGACCUUCAUCCACCCGAGUUUCCAGGCAUUCUUUGGGGCCCUGUUCUAUAUGCUCAGGGGGGCACUUGGCUGCCUGGGUGGGCUCACAAAGCCUCAGGAGCUGCACAUGUUCCUCAGCGCGGCGCUGGCUGAUAGAGCCACCCACUGGGAGCAGAUGGUCAUUUUCUUCUUCGGCCUUCUGCACAGAGAUGUGGCAAGGGAGCUGGAGGGCAUACUGCCGGCUUCCAUGGCUUCUGCCACCACCUUGGACCAGUUACUGGAGUGGGCCGAGGGGCUGGAGACACUGCCGCUGAUCCCUGUGGGGCACGUGCUCCUCUUCCAGUGUCUGCACGAGGUGCAGGAGGCCAGCACGGUGCAGCAGGUUCUGAGUCACCUCCGGGAAGCCCACGUGGAUGUGUGUGGGAACUGGCAGCUCCGAGAUGCUGCAUUCUGCCUGCGGAAUUGCCGAAACUUGCAAAAGUUGCGGCUCUCCCUCUCUGGCCUCCUCCCAGCCACGGAAGUAGCUUCUGGUGGGAAGACCCCGGAGGGAAAGGUGGCUUCUUCCAAGAUACGUCAGUGGCAGGACAUCUGCUCUGUGUUCAGCUAUGGCAACGUGCACGCGCUGGACCUGAGUAACAGCACCCUCAACAUUCUGAUGAUGAGGAAACUCUGCAGAGAACUGCGGAACCCGCGGUGCAAGCUCCGACAGCUGACGUGCCGCUCUGUGGAGCCACGGCGGGUGCUGCAGGAGCUGCCUGCGGUCCUUCAUGGCAACAGCAGGCUCACACACCUCGACCUGAGUGCCAACGACCUAGGGGUCAUUGUGUCCACUGUCAUCUUUAAGACCCUGCGGCACCCUGCCUGCCAGCUCCGGUCUCUGCGGCUGGAGUCCUGCCAUCUCCCAGCACCUGCCUGCAGGAAACUUUUCCUGGCCCUGGGCCAAAACACGAGCCUGACCUUCCUCAGCCUGGGGGACAAUGACCUGGCCCCCCUGCAGAACACAGCUCCACCAGCACCCCCCAAGGACAUCCUGUGUCCCCUGCAGCACCCCCUGAGGAAGCUCUGACUCUGGUUUUGCCAGCUGGGUGCUCCCAGCUGCCGGUACCUGUCCCGCGCACUCCUGCAGACCUGGGCGCUGACCGGCCUGAACCUGCGGAAGAACC